AUGAGAAUCAUCGAUGCUGUGAGAGGGCUUUUAAAGGAGGUUGGACUCCUUGGAAAAGAGGGAUUUGUCCCAAGUCCCACAGUGCAGGAGAACCCGAUGAUAGAUCCGGUAGAUAAGGACAUAUCCACGCCCAGGUCCACAGCGACACCCAGGUCCACAGUGCAAGAGAUUAGAAAAAGUCCUAUUGCGAAAGAAAGAGUUACGACAAGUCCUUUGAUGUGUUCUGUCGGUACCGACGAAUACUAUGAUCAAGAUGUUGGACUUUUUGAGUUAAGAACGAGAGAUGUGACUCCAUUGGAGUCAGAAAAAGAGACGACAACUGCCCAGGAGGCAUUGGUUACAGAGAAAGAACCGUCUCCUAAGGAGAAAGAGGCAUCGAGCAAGGAGAAAGAGCCCUCGCCUAAAGAGGUUGAUCUUUCUUCCAUGGACGCAGAAGUAGGAAGAAAUGUCCCCGAAGAAGAUGCUGAAGAGAAUGAUAGUGACGAUGAUGCUGGCAGUGGCGAUGAGAACACGGAAGAAGAGGGUGACACCGAUGGUGAUGAGGGUGAGACAACCGAUGAAGAUUCUGAAAAGGAUGACGCCGAUGGCGAUGAUACCAAUGGCGAAGAGGGUGAGGGAACCGACGACGAUGAUACAACAGCUGAAUCUUCUGACAAAGAAUCGGCUGCCAAAACCAAUGAAGACACAGAUAUGUCUGCCCCCCCUGUUGAACAUGAAGUCAAUCAACCUCCACCAACAGUUGACUCCUCUGAUACAGAACAGUUGAAAAGAACAAAGAGGAAGCUUACUGAUGAACCAUCCAAAAGAAGCCCUUAUGUAGAACCAACAUCAACUGGUCCACCGACCAAAAGACAAAGAUCUCAGGCUAGAAAAGAAAAGGGUGAGAUUGUUUACCUUUUUGCCCGCGUCAUGGAUGGGUUUGCCGUCAUGGAUAAGGACAGGCACUUUCUUGUGGACAGAGUUCGACUUCAAGGGCAGUUCACCUGUAUGGACUCGCCCAGAAGUCCAAAACCACCACGCUGUCCUUCCCCACUGUUGUAA
This is a messenger RNA of Tarenaya hassleriana, 1041 nucleotides long. RefSeq names its product clumping factor B-like. The record is from RefSeq and is a predicted model, not a curated record. The coding region runs from base 1 to 1041 and encodes 346 amino acids. Lineage: Eukaryota; Viridiplantae; Streptophyta; Magnoliopsida; Brassicales; Cleomaceae. The transcript is spliced from 3 exons.